Molecule: messenger RNA, 2051 nt
Organism: Hydractinia symbiolongicarpus
Lineage: Eukaryota; Metazoa; Cnidaria; Hydrozoa; Anthoathecata; Hydractiniidae
Product: AP-2 complex subunit mu-like
Exons: 11
Coding region: 217-1539 (440 amino acids)
Biological process (GO): clathrin-dependent endocytosis; intracellular protein transport
Cellular component (GO): AP-2 adaptor complex; cytoplasmic vesicle
Molecular function (GO): clathrin-cargo adaptor activity
Source: RefSeq, a predicted model, not a curated record
GGCGCAGCUACCAACAUUCAUUUACGAGCAAAGUCAAGUGGAGUAUACUGGAGCGGAGAUUGUUUGCUUUGGAAAGACUAGGGCGUCUGAACUUAAACGCCUGUCUUUUUGGUUGUUUUGACUCGCAUAAGACUGGAACUUUUAUUCCUACUCAUGACAGUGCAAACUCAGUAAUAAACUGAAAUUUAAAAAUUACUCUGUGGCUACAUACCGAAGAUGAUUGGAGCCCUUUUUGUUUACAACCACAAAGGAGAAGUUUUAAUUUCCCGAAUUUAUAGACACGACGUUAGUCGAAAUGCUGCAGAUGCAUUUAGAGUCAACGUCAUUCAUGCAAGAGGUCAAGUACGAUCACCGGUUACACAUAUUGCAGGUACAAGUUUCUUUCAUGUCAAAAGAGGAAAUGUUUGGAUUGCUGCUGUCUCCAAACAAAAUGUCAAUGCUGCACUGGUUUUCGAAUUUUUGUACAAAACUGUAGAAGUCAUGGUAAAUUAUUUUGGCAAAGUCACAGAAGAAAACGUGAAAAAUAACUUUGUUUUGAUAUAUGAACUAUUGGAUGAAAUUAAUGAUUUUGGUUAUCCUCAAAAAACUGAUGUGGGUAUCUUAAAAACUUUCAUCACACAGCAAGGUGUUCGGUCGCAGACACGUGAAGAACAAGCACAGAUCACAAGUCAAGUUACGGGUCAAAUUGGUUGGCGGAGAGAGGGGAUAAAAUAUAGGAGAAACGAAUUAUUUUUAGAUGUUUUAGAAUCAGCGAAUCUUCUUAUGUCGCCCCAGGGUCAAGUUCUUAGCGCACACGUAUCUGGUCGAAUUGUCAUGAAGAGUUACUUGUCUGGAAUGCCAGAAUGUAAAUUUGGAAUGAACGACAAGUUAGUCGUGGAAAAACAAAACAAAUCUUCUGCUCUUGACUCAUCAACCGAUUCAAAUAACAAAAAAAAUACUAGUAAAGCAGGAAUUGCCAUUGAUGAUUGUACAUUUCAUCAGUGUGUCAAACUUAGCAAAUUUGAAAGUGAACGCAGCAUUAGUUUUAUUCCUCCUGAUGGCGAAUAUGAACUUAUGAGAUAUCGAACAACGAAAGAUAUUAGUCUUCCAUUUCGCGUUAUACCCCUCGUACGAGAAGUUGGACGAACCAAGAUGGAAGUUAAAGUCGUCUUGAAAUCGCAUUACAAACCGUCAAUAUUAGGACAAAAAAUCGAGGUGAGAAUACCCACUCCACCCUCCACCGCUGGUGUGCAAGUGAUUUGCAUGAAAGGAAAAGCGAAGUAUAGAGCCAGUGAAAACGCUAUAGUGUGGAAAAUCAAAAGAAUGGCUGGAAUGAAGGAAUCGCAAAUCAGUGCCGAAAUUGAGCUGCUACCAACACGUGAUGCAAAAAAAUGGACUAGACCACCAAUUUCAUUGAAUUUCGAAGUUCCAUUUUCAUGUUCUGGUCUAAAAGUGCGUUAUUUAAAAGUAUUCGAAUCUAAAUUGAAUUACAGUGAUCAUGACGUCAUCAAGUGGGUGCGAUAUAUUUCAAAGAGUGGUUUGUAUGAGACAAGAUGUUGAAAGCUUUUGUUUAAGAAAAGAAGUAGAAGAUUUAGUGAAACUGAAGAAUGGAAAAACAAAUGUAAACAAAAUAAUCGCAGAACUGCUGACGUAUGCAUUCUCAUUCACGUGUUUAGUCCACUUUUUAAAAUUAGCAAGCCUGGUGAUUAAUAUGUAAUUAGACUGGAACAUAAAGGAUUAAAAUUUCAAAAUUUUUGUAAUUAUAGUGCUGUGUUAAACUUAUAUUUUUUUAUAUUGUAUCUGCUUUAAAAUCUCAAUCGGUUGCCGGUUUUUUGUCAGUGUAAAUGAAAUAAGUAGCGUCGUAAUUCGUGAAUGUCUUUCCCUUUUGUUUCCGUAGUACAUAUUUUCUUUAUGUGUUGUAUUAUAUUCUUCUUUUUUUUUCAAUUUAAGCGGUUUCUCUGGCCGGGACAAUUUCUCGUUGAGAUUGGCAGUAUUUUAUGACUUUAUAAUUUGAAAUUUCAUGCAAUGGCAAAUAUACUAUUUCUGUCCAUGUAAUAUAGAGAGACAAACGA